This is a messenger RNA of Loa loa (African eye worm), 579 nucleotides long. Its product is annotated as Ras family protein. NCBI's taxonomy places the organism in Eukaryota, Metazoa, Nematoda, Chromadorea, Rhabditida, Onchocercidae. The transcript has 6 exons. Gene Ontology annotation, molecular function: GTPase activity; GTP binding. The coding region runs from base 55 to 579 and encodes 174 amino acids. The record is from RefSeq and is a predicted model, not a curated record.
UUUCAUGUUCACAUUAAAAAAUCUCAAAUUAUUGGUUCGCUUUAUCUGAAUUGGAUGUCGCCUGCUUUUCCUUCUCAAAUUACUAAACCAGAUCUCAGAGCUAAAAUCAUUUUCGUUGGCAGAAGUGGUGUCGGAAAAACGAGCAUCAUUCUUCGACAUGAUGGUCAAGGAUUCUAUAGUAAAGUCAGCCCGACACUAGGAGCUAGCUUCAUUUCUUCGUUUUUAGUCCUGGAUGGUAAAAGCGUCGAAUUGCAGAUAUGGGAUACAGCGGGGCAGGAACGAUAUGCUUCCAUGCUUCCAAUGUAUCUACGUAAUGCAGUUGCAGCAGUAAUCGUGUACGACAUAACUGAUCGUGAAUCAUUUCAGGAGAUCAAGAAGUGGGUUAAUGAAGUGAAGCGUGGUUCGACGGUUCCUGUUUCGUUAUUUGUUGUUGGCAAUAAGUUAGAUCUAGAAAAUGCUCGAGCGGUGCAAUGUCAUGAAGGAGCACAAUAUGCCGAACAAAUUGGUGCUGCUUUUCACGAAACUUCGGCAAUGAAUGGUGAAGGAGCUGACCAUGCCGACUUGAAUUUUUAUAUAUAA